Messenger RNA from Homo sapiens (human), 4412 nucleotides. It is a transcript of the gene MED15, whose product is annotated as mediator complex subunit 15. Gene Ontology annotation, molecular function: transcription coregulator activity. The record is from RefSeq and is a predicted model, not a curated record. Lineage: Eukaryota; Metazoa; Chordata; Mammalia; Primates; Hominidae. Gene Ontology annotation, cellular component: cytoplasm; nucleus. The transcript is spliced from 10 exons. The coding region runs from base 70 to 1290 and encodes 406 amino acids. Gene Ontology annotation, biological process: regulation of DNA-templated transcription.
GGCUCUGUGACUGAGGCGGCGGCGGUGGCGGCCAAGCGGGAUACGGGCGGCGGGAGCUGGGGAACAGGCAUGGACGUUUCCGGGCAAGAGACCGACUGGCGGAGCACCGCCUUCCGGCAGAAGCUGGUCAGUCAAAUCGAGGAUGCCAUGAGGAAAGCUGGUGUGGCACACAGUAAAUCCAGCAAGGAUAUGGAGAGCCAUGUUUUCCUGAAGGCCAAGACCCGGGACGAAUACCUUUCUCUCGUGGCCAGGCUCAUUAUCCAUUUUCGAGACAUUCAUAACAAGAAAUCUCAAGCUUCCGUCAGUGAUCCUAUGAAUGCACUCCAGAGCCUGACUGGCGGACCUGCUGCGGGAGCCGCUGGAAUUGGCAUGCCUCCUCGGGGCCCGGGACAGUCUCUGGGCGGGAUGGGUAGCCUUGGUGCCAUGGGACAGCCAAUGUCUCUCUCAGGGCAGCCGCCUCCUGGGACCUCGGGGAUGGCCCCUCACAGCAUGGCUGUCGUGUCUACGGCAACUCCACAGACCCAGCUGCAGCUCCAGCAGGUGGCGCUGCAGCAGCAGCAGCAACAGCAGCAGUUCCAGCAGCAGCAGCAGGCGGCGCUACAGCAGCAGCAGCAGCAGCAGCAACAGCAGCAGUUCCAGGCUCAGCAGAGUGCCAUGCAGCAGCAGUUCCAAGCAGUAGUGCAGCAGCAGCAGCAGCUCCAGCAGCAGCAGCAGCAGCAGCAGCAUCUAAUUAAAUUGCAUCAUCAAAAUCAGCAACAGAUACAGCAGCAGCAACAGCAGCUGCAGCGAAUAGCACAGCUGCAGCUCCAACAACAGCAACAGCAGCAGCAGCAGCAGCAGCAGCAGCAGCAGCAGGCUUUGCAGGCCCAGCCACCAAUUCAGCAGCCACCGAUGCAGCAGCCACAGCCUCCGCCCUCCCAGGCUCUGCCCCAGCAGCUGCAGCAGAUGCAUCACACACAGCACCACCAGCCGCCACCACAGCCCCAGCAGCCUCCAGUUGCUCAGAACCAACCAUCACAACUCCCGCCACAGUCGCAGACCCAGCCUUUGGUGUCACAGGCGCAAGCUCUCCCUGGACAAAUGUUGUAUACCCAACCACCACUGAAAUUUGUCCGAGCUCCGAUGGUGGUGCAGCAGCCCCCAGUGCAGCCCCAGGUGCAGCAGCAGCAGACAGCAGUACAGACAGCUCAGGCUGCCCAGAUGGUGGCUCCCGGAGUCCAGGUGGAGGUCCCCGCCCGACUGGCACAGGAAGGAGGAUGGAGAGUGGUUACCACUGUGGUUCGUUGCUGAUGACACAUAUCUUGAUGUCUUAGAUUGUUCCUGGAGCUGAUGGAGGUGAGUGAAUGGUUCACUUUGAGGGCCUUCAGAUCUGAUCAGCCACCCUCUAACCAGGAGGUCAGAGAUGCAGAUUGGAGCUCCCCUUGUGUUGUUCACACAGUGGACAUCAGGACGUGGUGACCACGUGUUGCAGCUUUGUAUGUAUGAGCUGCCGCGUGCUGCGGAAACAGGCCUCUUGAGUUCAUGAAUGAAAUUCUGGGAUUGGGGGCCCCCAUGCAGGCAGCCCUCCAUGCCCUGUCUCUCAAGCCCAUCUUAGAGCCGAAGAGAGGCGCCCUGUCAGGCCCUUGCAGUACUGUGGUGUUGGAUGUGGUAAAGGGUAGCCUGGGACUGAGUAUUCUAGAAAAAUUGCUCAGCCUUGUGCUGUGCACACCUGGUUCUCUUUCCAGUGUUAUUUAUGUAGCUGAGAAGGGCAAUGUCACCCACAAGGGGAUUUAGCAGGACACAGCAGACUUCUUUUUCUCCCCUAUAAAACCAAGACAUGCAGGCACAGUGGCUCAUGCCUGUAAUCCCAACGUUUUGGGAAGCCAAGGUGAGAGGAUCACUUGAGACCAGGAGUUCAAAACUAUCCUGGGCAACACAGCGAGACCCUGUCUCUACAAAAAAAUAAAAAUAAAAAGUUAGCUGGGCGGAGUGGUGCGUGUCUGCAGUCCCUGCUACUCGGGAGGCCGAGUUGGGAGGAUCGUGCAAGCCCAGGGGUUUGAGGCUGCAGUGAGCUGUGAUGACAGCAUUACACUCUAGCCUGGGAGACAGAGCAAAACUCUUGUCUCUUUAAAAAAGCAAGAAACAGGACAGAAUGCAUCUCAUUUUCUUUUUUUUUUUUUUUUUAAAGACAGAGUCUCUUGCUCUGUCACCCAGGCUGGAGUGCAAUGGUACAGUCUCAGCUCACUGCAGUCUCCACCUCCUGGGUUCAAGGGAUUCUCCUGCCUCAGCCUCCCAAGUACCUGGGAUUACAGGCAUGUGCCACCAUGCCUGGCUAAUUUUGUAUUUUUAGUAGAGACGGGGUUUUGUCAUGUUGGCCAGGCUGGUCUUGAACUCCUCGCCUUAAGAGAUGUGCCCGCUUUGGCCUCCCAAAGUGCUGGAAUUACAGGCGUAAGCCACUGUGCCUGGCCAUGCAUCUCAUUUUCAAACAGUCCCUAUACCUUUGUCAUUUAACGUUCUAUUCUUUUAGUAUGUGAAAACCAAACUCUAAUUUACAAGUCACAAAGAAUUAUCCAAGACAGACUCCCAUUGUGGACAUGUAUGUGGCAUUGCUGAUUCACAGCUACUGUACUGAAGCCUUGGCCACCCUGGAGGACCCUCUCUCUUUUUGCUGGACCCUUCUGCACAGUGACUGCAGUAGGGAGAGUCAGACCUGGGGGUGGGGGAGAGGUUUUUUGGAUUCCUCUCUGGGUAGAUGUGUGUUGGGAAGUAGUGAAAUGUUGAUAGCUGCCUGGCUCAUCUGAUCCAGUAAACAUAACUGGUGCGUUUGGGUUGAAAGAAAUUGGGCUUUCCUUAUCAGUUCUCAGUUAUAAGAACAUCAGUCAGCAGUACAUUAGACUUAAGCUUUGCAUUCCUUGCGUUUUUUUGUUUGUUUUUCUCUUCCUGGAAAAAAGUUUGCUUCUCUCAUACCAUCUGACUUACUUCCAGGCUUUUCUCCCUUGUGGAACGAGUGCCGUUGAGCCCUGCUGCACUCUCAGACGGGCUCCUCCGAAGUGCCGCAGGUGGUGGUAAAUCGACUCUCACCCACUGGGGUCGCUCCUUCGUGUCUCCCCCCGGUCGGUUCAUCUGUUGCUCUGGCUGCAGGAGGAACGAGUGAGCUUCUGGUCGGCGUCUGCCAUGCCGUGUCACCCCGGCUUCUGGCACCUCCUGUGCGUGCCCAGGAUUGUGAAUGUGGGCCGUGUGUGUGAGGCCACGGGUCUCCCUGCAGCCACUCUCCUGCUGGAGCUCUGUUACUGGCACCUGUCGCUGCCUGCACCGAAGGCUGGCAGCACCUCCUGGAGCUUGGGACCCAGAGCACAGCCUCCCACCAUGAGAUGUGUUGUUUUUCUGUGGAUCAGUCCUCCUUUCUUUCUGAGCCUGGCGUGUUUUGUUCUAGUUUGUUACCGUCCUAAGUGCCUGUAGGCCCUGCUCUCCAGGGACGAGACUCGGGCUCUACCCCCAACUCAGAACCCAGAGCAAGAGUGGUCGGGCCCGGGCCCACAACAGUGCUCAGCUGUCCUGCUGCCUUUGUAGUUCAAGAAGUGUCCAUUGAUGAGGGGAAUGGUCCUGGCUCAUGCUGGAGUUCCUGACUCGCAUCCCUGUGGAGAUGAACUUCCUCGUCAGGGCGGAGGCCUGCCAAGCAGUCCCCCCAGGCUUCUCUUGCUCACCUUUGCCCAUUUUUAUUACGAAAGAAAACCAGUUCCUUGAUAGAUACCAGGACCAUCAGCCUCAGGCCUGGAGGAGGAGAGGAGGAUGAUUUGGGUUCGGGCUGUAAGAGGUGUGCCACUGAGAAGGAGGGAUGCUGUGAGCAGGCUUAACUGAGCUCAUGGUUCAGUGGGAGUUGAGUGUUCUCAUCACAGGCUUUGGUGGAAUGUACUCUUGACAUCUGUCCCCAGGAGCCUGGUCUCCAGAAACACCAGCUCAGGCCCUCAAGGUCUGGCUCUGAUGGUUCUGUGGGCUAUAGGAUUCUGAUCUGUUAGCGAGGUGUGUUCAGAAGUGUGUUGAGGACACCAGUGCAGGAGAGCAACCAGUAGAACAGAAAGGUCUGGAAGCAGCAUUCUUGGCAAAUCUUCUAGAUUCCCAAUGCCCAGACAGACCUGGAGGUGCUGUGGGCUUGAACAUGUGGGUGGCCUCCCCUCCCAGGCUGCCCCGAGCUGCCCAAGCUUUCCUUGCCCUGGUGCUCCUUCUUGCAGAGGCUACACGUGCCCUCUCCACCUGCCCAGGCACUGAGUUUCUUUGUUGCGAUCACCUUGUCUGUUGUCCCUCUGUCCUCAAAGAUGAUCACGGAAGCCUUGGCCCAAGGUGGGAUGCACAUAAGAGCCCGGUUCCCGCCUACCACCGCUGUGUCCGCCAUCCCGUCAAGCUCCAUCCCUUUGGGCAGACAGCCCAUGGCACAG